Molecule: messenger RNA, 429 nt
Organism: Lactuca virosa
Lineage: Eukaryota; Viridiplantae; Streptophyta; Magnoliopsida; Asterales; Asteraceae
Source: the annotation of a GenBank genome assembly
AUGCACACCACCACCACCACCGGUCAAUCUGAUUUUCUGUUACAUACUUGUAAAACCUGUGGAUUCAAGUUUUCUCCUGGAGACAAAGAAGAUACAAGAGUUCACAAAGAGUUUCACAAAAGAUACACUCAUGGUAUUCAAUUCAAGGGUUGGCGUAAUGAAAGAGUUAUAGAUACACACUCAUUAGAACACGGACGUGGACGUGUUAUUUUGGUACUUAAUGAUGAUCCUCCUGCUCAUAUUAAAAAGGCUGAGGAGGUUAUAAAGAUGAGGGAGAUGGAGCUUGGUGAUGGAUGGAUCUUCCAUAAACACUGUAAGGUUUAUCUUUAUAUCUCCUCCCAACGGGUUGCUGGAUGUCUAGUUGCAAAGUCAAUAAACAAAGCAUAUCCUUUAGUUUCAAACCCAGAUGUCACCACUGAUGGGUGUUAA